Molecule: messenger RNA, 417 nt
Organism: Talaromyces rugulosus
Lineage: Eukaryota; Fungi; Ascomycota; Eurotiomycetes; Eurotiales; Trichocomaceae
Exons: 2
Coding region: 1-417 (138 amino acids)
Cellular component (GO): endoplasmic reticulum; membrane
Molecular function (GO): protein-macromolecule adaptor activity
Source: RefSeq, a predicted model, not a curated record
AUGUCCUCUUUCCUGCCUGCCGAAGAGGGCCUGCUGCCCCCCUGGCUGCUGUUUGUCUCAGUGAUUUCCACCCUCAACUCGGUCCAAUCCUACAUCUCAGCCACCUACCACCAAGCCCUCUACGUCGGUUCGCCCGCAACAAAAAACGAAACUCCGUCUUCCCCGCUGGCCUCACGCACAUUCGGUACAUGGACGCUGCUCUCGUCCGUGGUGCGUCUCUACGCGGCAUACAACAUCACCAAUCCCGUUGCAUAUGACCUUGCGCUGUGGACGUAUAGCAUUGCGUUGGCGCAUUUUGUGUCGGAAUGGGCUGUGUACGGGAGCGCUCAGCUCAAGGGCCGCUUUGUGAUGCCCAUGCUGUUCGCCAGCAGUGCUGUGGCGUGGAUGUGGACGCAGAGGUCGUGGUAUUUGGCAUGA